AUGGCCUCCGGAGCCAGUGCUCCACAACCGGACCUCCAGCGGCCGCUGAAUGGGAGCCUUGCUGAUGCGCCGGCCGGUCCAACCACUCCCGACCUGCAGGAGCCCCUGCUUCCUCCCGCCGCCGCUGGCGGUGGGGACGCCGGCGGCGAGGCGCCGGCGGUUGCUGAGAGCAAGCGCAUCCUCUUCUUGGGCGGGCCGUUGGUGAUCGAGGAGGUGGUGUCCUAUGCCUCCACCCUGGUAGCCAUGGGCAUGGUGGGGCGCCUCGGGGCCAGCGCCCUGGGAGCAUACACCCUUGCCCACAGCAUCACCAACAUCACCGGCAUCGCCCUGCUCAACGGCGUGACGGGGGCCGUGGACACCUUUGGCUCCCAGGCCCACGGCUCCCGCUCCUACGCCGCCAUCGGGCUGGUGCUGCAGCGCGCUCUGGCCUUCUCCCUGGCCACCUGCGCCCCGCUCAUGCUCCUCUACGCCUGCGCCCACCCGCUGCUGCUGGCGCUGGGGCAGCAGGCGGCGCUGGCGGCGGCGGCGGCGCGGUACAUCCACCUCUUCGCCCCAGUCGUACCGCUGCACGCCAUCAACCUCUGCCUGUACCGCACACUGGCCAGCCAGGGAGCCACCAUGUAUGUUCUUGCGGCGGGCGCCGUCUUCUUCGCUGCCACCGGCCCCAUCAACUGGCUGCUCAUCUUCAAGCUUGGCAUGGGCCUGGACGGCUCGGCCCUGGCCUUUGUGGCCUGCGAGCUGAUCUACAUCGCCUGCCUGCUGGCCCUGUGCGCCCUGCACAACGCGCGGCGCCCCCCCCAGGAGCGGUGGUGGCGCGGGUGGAGCCGCGACGCGCUGCGCGGCUGGGGGCCCUUCCUCCGCCUCACCCUGGCCGCCACCGCCAUGAUUGUGGCAGGCCUGCUGCCCUCCCCUGACGUCGCGCUGGCCGCCACUGGCGUCAUCUACAACAUCAACACCACAGUCUUCAUGGUGCCCUACGGACUGGCCUAUGCGGUGUGCGCCCGCGUCGGGGCGCUGCUGGGCCAGCAAAACCCGCGAGGCGCCAAGCUGGCGGCCGAGGUUGGCACCGCCAUGGGCGUGGGUGUGGUGUCCCUGGCGUCGCUGGCGCUGCUGCUGCUGCGCCACCGCGCCGCCGCCCUGUUCACCACAGACCCCGCCGUCAUCCAGGCCUGCGCCGCCCUCAUGCUGCCGCUGGCGGCGCUGCUGCUGACCAACGGCACCACGGCGCUGCAGUCGGGCAUCCUGCACGGCUGCGGUCGCCAGAAGCAUGGCGCCGUGGUCAACGGCGCAGCCAACUAUGCGCUGGGCCUUCCGCUCAUGCUGCUCUUCGCCUUCAAGCUGCACGGCGGCGCGGAGGGGCUGUGGUGGGGCAUCGCCGCCGCCUCCCUCCUCCAGGCCGCCGUGCUGGUGGCGCUGGUCAGCGGGUUUGACUGGAGGGCAGAGGCGGAGCGUGCGGCGCGCCUGGUAAAGCACCUCUCGAAGGCAGACGGCCUCGGCUCGCUGGCUGAGGAGGGUGGCGAGGAGGCGCAGCUGUCGGGGGCGCGCAGCCUGGAGGCGGCGGUCUCGGGCGACGCGCUGAUGCCGCUGCCGGCGGUUCGGGGCGUGUGA
Chlorella variabilis is the source of this 1608-nucleotide messenger RNA. RefSeq lists its product as hypothetical. The coding region runs from base 1 to 1608 and encodes 535 amino acids. Gene Ontology annotation, biological process: transmembrane transport. Gene Ontology annotation, molecular function: xenobiotic transmembrane transporter activity; antiporter activity. The record is from RefSeq and is a predicted model, not a curated record. The transcript is spliced from 9 exons. Lineage: Eukaryota; Viridiplantae; Chlorophyta; Trebouxiophyceae; Chlorellales; Chlorellaceae. Gene Ontology annotation, cellular component: membrane.